Messenger RNA from Aspergillus nidulans FGSC A4, 528 nucleotides. RefSeq lists its product as uncharacterized. Lineage: Eukaryota; Fungi; Ascomycota; Eurotiomycetes; Eurotiales; Aspergillaceae. The coding region runs from base 1 to 528 and encodes 175 amino acids. The transcript is spliced from 2 exons. The record is from RefSeq and is a predicted model, not a curated record.
AUGGCUACAACAACCACACGGCAUCCUUUGACCAAGCGCAACCUGGCAAUACUGGAUCGUCUUCUUCAGAGUAAACACACUUCCGAGACAAUCACCUCAUGGGCUGAAAAGGUCAUAUCCGAAGAACAGAUGCAUCUGCUUUGCACCCAGCCGGCUACCUCCCUCGACGGCAUGCACCCACCCGCCGGAGACGAUGCCACCGAUCUCAAAGUCGAGCGUGACAUGGCCAUGUUCGUUCAGUCGGCACGCAGCCUCCCCACUGUGGACACUAAAAGGACUGAUGUAGACUCUUCUAAGGUUAUCGAGGUGGAGACAUCACGUCCGUUCAUGUGCCUUGAGAGUCCGCUAGAGCGGUACCUAACCCCCGGAUCUAGUGAGCCGAGUCACUUUAGCCGUUCGGCUCUGGCGCACGUGGGGCUUCAGUAUGGGGAUAUGGAGGGGAAGAAAGAGAGAGCUGAGAUGGCGCGCGGACAUGUGGAGGUAGCGAGAGACAAUGCUCUUCAGGCGCGAGAACAAGCGGGUAAAUAG